AUGAGUGAGGGCAGGUGCUCUGUGGCCCUGAUGUCUUCCGUGGUGGCUCCAGCCAAGGAGGCCAACGCCACGGGCCCGAAGGCGGUGGAACUCGUACUGCUCAAGGAGCAAAACGGGGUGCAGCUCACGAACUCCACCCUCCUCAACCCCCCGCAGAGCCCCACGGAGGCCCAGGAUCGAGAGACCUGGAGCAAGAAGGCCGACUUCCUCCUCUCCGUGAUCGGCUUCGCCGUGGACCUGGCCAACGUCUGGCGGUUCCCAUACCUAUGCUACAAAAAUGGCGGGGAGCGCAGUCGCCUGGAGAGACCCCAGCCCGGCGGCGGCACCUGCCAGCAGAGAGCUCUGCUGCAGCCCGACGGAAGCAGUCUGGCUUCCUGGGGGCCAGGCUGCGUUGGACCCCAAGGAUCCACGGCUCACGAGGACAGACAUCCCCAUGGAGGAGAGAGAGGGGACCCAGGGCCGGCCGGGCGGAGAGCAGACAGCAGCGAGGAGCAGAGCAGCACCCGGGCCGGGCUGGUCCGCUCUGCUCCGGGGCCUUCGCAGCUGGGUCUGCUCUGGCGUUUGGUCAAAGGCUGCUCUGAGUUCCCCAGACCACAAGCGGAGGAUUUGGUGUACAGAGUUGUCACCUUCAGGAGAUCUCUAGCAGCUACCCAUGGCCAGCUCACCGCCAGGGAGCAGCUUCUGAGAGGCGCUUGGAAGCCAUGUGGCUUCCCGACUCUGCGGCUGCCGGCCGAGUCCACCGUGAGCCAGCUUCUCCCGGGGAGUGCAGGGGAAGGAAGUGCGGCGAGGAAUUGUUCCCCGAGGACGGGAUCCACCCUGGAGGAGGCCUUCAGAAGGGACAGUGUGGAUUUUGUCAUCACCGCUACUGAGCACGUCUUCCGAGAGGGGCCGUGCGUGGGCUACACCGUCAUCCUCAUCUCGCUCUACAUCGGCUUCUUCUACAACGUCAUCAUCGCCUGGGCGCUUCACUACCUGUUCUCCUCCUUCACCACCGAGCUGCCCUGGACGCACUGCAACCACACCUGGAACAGCCCCCGCUGCUCGGAUGCCCGCGCCCCCAACACCAGCUCCGGCCCCAACGACACCCUGAGGACCACGCCCGCCGCCGAGUACUUCGAGCGCGGCGUGCUGCACCUCCACGAGAGCCAGGGAAUCGACGACCUGGGCCCUCCCCGCUGGCAGCUUACCUCCUGCCUGGUGCUGGUCAUCGUCCUGCUCUACUUCAGCCUCUGGAAGGGGGUGAAGACGUCCGGGAAGGUCGUGUGGAUCACAGCGACCAUGCCGUAUGUGGUCCUCUUUGCACUGCUCCUGCGAGGCAUCACUCUCCCGGGGGCUGUGGACGGCAUCAGAGCGUACCUGAGCGUGGACUUCCACCGGCUCUGUGAGGCCUCGGUCUGGAUCGAUGCAGCCAUCCAGAUAUGCUUCUCGCUGGGUGUGGGCCUUGGGGUGCUCAUUGCCUUCUCCAGUUACAAUAAGUUUACCAACAACUGCUACAGAGAUGCGAUCAUCACCACCUCCGUCAACUCACUGACGAGCUUCUCCUCUGGCUUCGUGGUCUUCUCCUUCCUGGGGUACAUGGCCCAGAAGCACAGCGUGCCCAUCGGGGACGUGGCCAAGGACGGGCCUGGGCUGAUCUUCAUCAUCUACCCUGAGGCGCUGGCCACGCUUCCGCUGUCGUCCAUCUGGGCCGUGGUCUUCUUCGUCAUGCUGCUGACCCUGGGCAUCGACAGCGCCAUGGGCGGCAUGGAGUCCGUGAUCACCGGGCUCGCCGACGAGUUCCAGCUGCUGCGGCGGCACCGGGAGCUCUUUACGCUGCUCGUCGUCCUGGCCACCUUUCUCCUGUCCCUUCUCUGCGUCACCAGCGGCGGCAUCUACGUCUUCACGUUGCUGGACCACUUUGCGGCCGGCACGUCCAUCCUCUUCGGGGUGCUCAUGGAGGUCAUCGGGGUGGCCUGGUUCUACGGUGUGUGGCAAUUCAGCGACGACAUCAAGCAGAUGACCGGGCGGCGGCCGAGCCUGUACUGGCGGCUGUGCUGGAAGUUCGUCAGCCCCUGCUUCCUCCUGUUUGUGGUCGUGGUCAGCAUCGCGACCUUCAGGCCCCCGCACUACGGAGCCUACGUCUUCCCCGAGUGGGCCAACGCGCUGGGCUGGGCCAUCGCUGCGUCCUCCAUGUCUGUGGUCCCCAUCUACGCCGCCUACAAGUUCUGCAGUCUGCCUGGCUCCUCAAGGGAGAAACUGGCCUACGCCAUCACGCCCGAGACGGAGCACGAGCGGGUGGACAGCGGGGAGGUGCGCCAGUUCACGCUCCGCCACUGGCUCGUGGUGUAGGUGGAUGGAGGAGGAAGACCUGCUGGGCGCCAUCGGCGAGGACCAGGGCAAGGAGGGCCGCCCCGGACACGCACACAUCUUUCCCUGGAUGGGCCGCACCCUCUGUGCCCCGGGGGA
Messenger RNA from Odocoileus virginianus texanus, 2445 nucleotides. Lineage: Eukaryota; Metazoa; Chordata; Mammalia; Artiodactyla; Cervidae. The record is from RefSeq and is a predicted model, not a curated record.